AUGCCCGACAAAAAACUCCACCUCACAGCCUUCAUGCGCCCCGUCACCCUCCACACCGGAGGCUGGCGGUACCCCGGCGCCGCCCCCGACGCCAACUUCAACCUCUCCCAUCUCAAAUCCUUCAUCACCAAACUCGAAGCCGCCAAAUUCGACGCCUUCUUCAUGGCCGACCAUCUCGCCGUGCUGAACAUGCCCGUUGAAGCGCUCAAACGCAGCCACACAGUUACAUCGUUUGAGCCGUUCACGCUACUCUCCGCCUUGUCGGUGGUGACGGAGAAGAUCGGGCUAGCGGCAACUGCGUCGACGACGUACGAGCAGCCCUAUCAUAUUGCGAGACGGUUCGCGUCGCUGGAUCAUUUGAGUAGCGGCCGUGCGGCGUGGAAUAUUGUCACCACGGGGAAUCCGGAGUCCGCGAAGAACUUUAAUCUCGAUGAGCAUGUUGAGCAUGCGGAGCGGUAUAAGCGUGCGCGGGAGUUUUAUGAUGUUGUGACUGGGCUCUGGGAUAGUUUUGCGGAUGAUGCGUUUAUCCGCGACCAGGAGAGUGGUGUUUUCUUUGAUCCGGAGAAGUUGCAUGUCCUCAACCACCGCGGGGAGGAGUUGAAGGUAAGAGGGCCGUUGAAUAUCGCGCGACCAGUCCAGGGAUGGCCGGUGAUCGUGCAGGCUGGACAGUCGGAGCCAGGACGACAGCUUGCGGCGGAGACUGCUGAGGCGGUGUUUUGCUCGCCGCGGGAUAUUGAGUCCGCGAAGGCGUUGUAUGCGGAUAUCAAGGGGAGGGUGGUGGCUGCUGGGCGGGAAAAGAGUCAUUUGAAGAUUCUGCCUGCAGCGUUUAUUGUGAUUGGGGAUACGGUGGAGGAGGCGAGGGAGAAGCGGUUGAAGCUGGAUAGUCUCGUGCAUUAUGAUAGUGCCAUUGCGUCGUUGUCUGUCGUGCUGGGCGCGGAUGCGUCUGGGUUUGACCCUGAUGGACCUCUUCCGAGUGAACUGCCAGAAACGAAUGCCAGCAAGACAGGCAGAGAGGGUGUGCUGCAACUUGCAAGGGAUGAAGGGCUUACUGUGCGGCAGCUUGCGCAGCGAUAUGGAGGGUUUUCCGGGCUGGCGUUUGUGGGCACGCCACAGACGAUCGCGGAUGAGUUGCAGACGUGGUUGGACGAAGAGGCCGCAGAUGGAUUCACGGUUGUCUUCCCAUUCCUGCCUCAGGGACUGGACGAUGUGACGCAGAGGCUGGUUCCUGAGUUACAGCGACGAGGCAUCUUCCGGGAUGAUUACGAGGGGUCGACGUUGAGAGAGCACCUGGGACUUCCCAGACCGAAGAAUCAGUUCUUUGAAUAG
Molecule: messenger RNA, 1326 nt
Organism: Aspergillus wentii DTO 134E9
Lineage: Eukaryota; Fungi; Ascomycota; Eurotiomycetes; Eurotiales; Aspergillaceae
Product: LLM class flavin-dependent oxidoreductase
Exons: 1
Coding region: 1-1326 (441 amino acids)
Molecular function (GO): monooxygenase activity; oxidoreductase activity, acting on paired donors, with incorporation or reduction of molecular oxygen
Source: RefSeq, a predicted model, not a curated record